AUGGAUAGAACGGGGUCAUCAGCAUUGACUCUGGCGAUCACCCGCAAGAAUAACACGUUGGUGGCGUUGCUGCUGAGCAGCGGAGCUUCCCGCGCAACGAUCUCGAAUGAAAUGUGGUUGGAAUUGCAAGUGGCGUCUUGGAUUCGCCUCGACGUGCGGCAGAUGCUGUCGCCUGACUGGGCAGUGGUGUGGAGUCCGGCAUUGCAUCGACACUUCUCAUCAGGAGAGCGGGAGAAAUGCCGGCUGGUUAUAUACGCGAACGCCUGGAAGGACGAGGCAAUGCAGCAACUCUGGCGGGUGGUUGCAGCCUUGUCACGCGCAACCAAGGCGGAUGAAAAUCACGUCCGGUGGCGAUACCUGGCGCCGCCGUUGAUCUUCCACAUCCUCGAAUAUGCCGUAUUCCUCUGGUGA
Phytophthora sojae is the source of this 411-nucleotide messenger RNA. RefSeq lists its product as hypothetical. Lineage: Eukaryota; Oomycota; Peronosporomycetes; Peronosporales; Peronosporaceae. Gene Ontology annotation, molecular function: protein binding. Bases 1 to 411 code for a protein of 136 amino acids. The record is from RefSeq and is a predicted model, not a curated record. The transcript has 3 exons.